AUGGCCGAGCGAUUAUUCCUGACCCACACUGGUCAAGAUCCCCAGACUUGGCCCUCUUUACAGAUGCGUCUGGGACCCUUGGAUAUUGUAUUUACUAUUCUGGUCAUUGGAUUGCUGACACCUGGCCACCUCCUCUUCAAGGUCGUUCUAUCCAAUGGAAGGAGCUCUAUCCUGUUGCUCUUGCCUACCUCUUGUGGGGUCAUUCAUGAUGGUGCGGUUCCAUCAGCUCGCACUUACUCAGCUGGCGUGCAGAGGUACAUCACUUUUUGCACCUCUCGGCAAUGGCAGAGUUUUCCAGCUACAGAACCUACACUGCAUUAUUUUGCUGCCUUCUUGGCCGACCAAGUUUCUUACAGAACUGUCAAGUUGUACAUGGCCAGCAUUCGUUUCGUUCACAUUGAGAACAACCUCCCUGACCCAUUCCAGGAUACCCCAUUACUCCAUCUACUUCUGCGGGGCAUCAAAUGCAGUGUGGGCCUUUCCUCCAAAUGCUGCCUUCCCAUCACCAUGUCCCUCCUUUGGAAACUCAAGACUGAGCUGGCACAAGCACCUGACAUCCUUCCGUGUGACAAACUCAUGCUAUGGUCUGCCUUCACAUUGGCCUUCUUUGCUUUCCUACGUUCAAGUGAGUUUACUUUACCAUCCACCUCUCACUUCAAUGCACUGUCACACCUCAGCGGCAAUGAUAUAUCCUUUAACUCUGAUGGCUCCUUAAGUCUACACCUGAAGUCUUCCAAAACAGACCCUUAUCGCCAAGGUUGCUCCCUCCUGAUUGCCCCAUCAGGCCACUCCGUCUGCGCAGUUCGUGCGAUUAAAAAAUACAUGGCUCAUCAUCCUUUCAAUUCGGAUGGCCCCUUCUACACUUUCCAGUCUGGCCUCUACCUCACCAGAGCCCAAGUCACCUCAACACUUUGUCUUCUUCUCAAACGCCUACACAUUCCAACAGAACUCUAUGCUUCCCACAGCUUUCGAAUCAGGGCAGCUACAACAGCAAAGAAUAGGAGAGAUAAGAUCAAGCGACAGGUUCUGUUCCGUCCCAUGUCUAAGGGUGGGCUAAGCUUUCCUAACUUCAGGACUGUUAUAAAAGCACUAUGUCUCAGUUGCAUAAGUAGACUCUUAGAUAACACUCAUGACACCUGCAAGGCAAUCCCUAAUUACUACUUCAAUAAACAUGGUGGAAUCCUUUUUCUUCUAAACUGCAGCUACAGUGUUGAGAAACUGGACAGAAAUAUCCCCCUCUUGUAUCGAGAACUCCUUGAUUACUUUCAAGCGUGA
Orbicella faveolata is the source of this 1275-nucleotide messenger RNA. RefSeq lists its product as uncharacterized. Lineage: Eukaryota; Metazoa; Cnidaria; Anthozoa; Scleractinia; Merulinidae. The record is from RefSeq and is a predicted model, not a curated record.